GCCUCGGGAGGCGGCGUGGGGGCUCCGUGGGCCGGGGGUCCCCGCUUCUCCUCUUCCUCUCUUUGGCUCUCUGACAGUGUCUCCUGAGACUCGGCUCAGAGCCGCGCGGGCGCUCCCUCCCUCAGCCCAGGUACUCAUUAAUGAGUGAAGGAUCAAAAGGUGGGACGGUGGCCAAGAAGCAAUGGAGAAUAAAAGUUUAGAAGGUUCCCCAUCUGACCUAAAGUUAGUGGCUCAUCCGAGAGCAAAGAGUAAAGUGUGGAAGUACUUUGGGUUUGAUACCAAUGCGGAAGGAUGCAUAUUACAGUGGAAGAAGAUCUACUGCCGUAUUUGCAUGGCACAGAUUGCCUAUUCAGGAAACACGUCCAACCUUUCCUACCACCUUGAGAAAAACCACCCCGAUGAAUUCUGUGAGUUUGUGAAAAGUAACACUGAGCAAAUGAGGGAAGCCUUUGCCACAGCAUUUUCAAAAAUCAAGCCGGAGUCAUCACAGCAGGUUGUUCAAGAUAGCCUCAUUAUGAAGACCUACCAGAACUAUGAAAACAAAAAACAUCAGGAGCUAACAUCUGCAGUCAUCAGCUUAAUUUGUGAGGGCAUGUAUCCAGCCUCCAUCGUUGAUGAACCUACCUUCAAGGCCCUCUUGAGAACAGCGGACCCCAGGUAUGAACUUCCGAGCCGGAAGUACUUCUGUACAAAAGCGAUUCCUGAAAAGUACAGUGCUAUUAGAGAAAUUGUGCUGAAAGAGCUGACUGAGGUUCUGUGGUGUGGCAUAUCCACAGACAUGUGGAGGAGUGAAAACCAGAACAGGUCGUAUGUAACCGUGGCGGUUCACUUUCUCAGCAGCAGUCCUGCCAACUGCCUGGCUGUGAACUCGCGGUGUUUGAAAACUUUUGAAGUACCAGAGGAUAACACUGCAGAGACCAUUACAAGAGUCCUUUAUGAAACAUUUAUUGAGUGGGGGAUCAAUACAAAAGUGUUUGGUGCUACAACAGAUUACAGUAAAGACAUUGUAAAAGCUUGCUCUCUCCUAGAUAUUCCCGUACAGAUGCCUUGUUUGGGCCACACUUUCAAUGCAGGAAUACAACAAGCUUUUCAGCUCCCCAAACUCUGCAACCUUCUUGCCAGGUGCCGAAAGCUGGUGGAGUAUUUUCAGCAGUCUACGGUCGCAAUGUACAUGCUGAGCGAAAAGCAGAAGCAGCAGAAUAUUCUCCACUGCAUGCUGGUAAGUGACCGUGUUUCCUGGUGGGGAAGCACGCUCGCUAUGCUGCAGCGCCUCAAGGAGCAGCAGUUUGUCAUUGCGGCUGUUCUCGUGGAGGACAGCAACAACCACCACCUCAUGCUGGAAUCCAGUGAGUGGAAUACAAUCGAAGGGCUGGUGGAGCUGCUCCAGCCUUUCAAGCAGGUUGCAGAGAUGAUGUCUGCUUCCAAGUACCCGACGAUAAGCAUGGUGAAACCACUUCUCCAUAUGCUUCUGAAUACAACUCUGAACAUCAAAGAGAACGAUUUGAAAGAAAUCAGCAUGGCAAAGGAGGUGAUUGCUAAAGAGUUGUCAACCACCUACCAGCACACACCUGAGAUAGACAUGUUUCUCAAUGUUGCAACUUUCUUGGAUCCCCGCUACAAGAAACUGCCUUUUCUUUCAGCCUUUGAGAGGCAGCAGGUGGAAAACAGAGUGGUGGAAGAAGCAAAAAGCCUGCUGGAGAAAGUAAAAGAAAAUAGCUUUAGAACUGAGGAGAAAUUCUUCACUGUUUCAGAAGAGCCCCCUAUGAAAAAAAUCAUCAUCUCCUCUACUCCUCCUCCUACUAGUGUCAUCAACAACAUGCUUGCAGAGAUCUUUUGCCAGACAGGAGGCGUGGAAGACCAGGAGGAAUGGCAUGCUCAAAUCGUUGAGGAGUUGAGCAACUUCAAGUCACAAAAGGUCCUUGGUUUGAAUGAAGACCCGUUGAAGUGGUGGUCUGACAGACUAGCACUGUUUCCAGUUUUACCAAAGGUUCUUCAAAAAUACUGGUGUAUUCUGGCCACGAGGGUCUUCCCUGAACGCCUUUUUGGUUCUUCUGCUAAUGUUGUGAGUGCAAAGAGAAACCGGUUAGCCCCAGCUCAUGUGGAUGAGCAGAUCUUUUUGUAUGAGAACAGUCGCAAUGGGUCUGAGGCAGAACCGGAGGACGAAGAUGAAGGAGAGUGGGGUUUGGAACAGGAACAGAUUUUUAAUUUAAAUGACUCGGUAAACAUAAACAAUAAUUUCUUUAAUAUUCGAGACAGUGGGUUUGUUUAACAGGACUGCUGCGGUACAUUUAAUGACAAAGAAAAGAGGUAUUUGUCUUAAGUUACCAAAAAUUCUUCUGUUUUAUGCUAUGAAUGCUGUAAAUAUUGAACUGUUGUAACAAACUUGAUUUAGCUUCCAUUGUCUGUGUUUUUCCCACUGUCUUAAAACAUGAAUGACUUGUGAUCAAACAGCACUGAAAUUAAUGAGGAAAUAAAUUCUACAAAGACCGUGGUUUCUGACUGUGGCCCAGAUUUCAGAAAGCACUUAUCCAUGUGCUUCCUUUCCACUUGUUUCAUUAGGAGACAAACACAUGCUUAUGUGCUUUCUAUCAUAAAAUUAUUUUCCUGAGUUAGGACCUUGAGGAAGUUUUUAAAAUUUAUGCCUCCAUUUGUAAAUCCUGUGUGACUCAGGAUGAUAGCUUUAAAUUUUGGAUUUUAAAAUGUUUUUUAAAAUCCAUAGAUCUGAGCAGUGAAUAUUUUUAGAAUAUAUUGUUGGUAUGGAAUGAAAAAAAUCUUGAGCCUGAUUUUCACUACCUCAUGUCUUAGGUCUGGUCUAUGCUAGAAAAGUUCAGCUGGUAUAAUUCUGUUGGUUAAGAGACUGAUGUGUUAUUAUUUUAACUGAUACUGUGCUGGCAUAGGCUGUAGUGUGGAUGCAUUUAUACCAGGAUAAUUUAUUUUCCUUUCCAGUGCUGUGUAAAUGGUAUAAACACUUAAACUGGUAUUACUGUGUCCACAUUAGUCCGGUUUUACCAUUUAACUGCAGCUAAAUGGCAAAAUUGGUUUCUUGUUUGUUUUGCUUUGUGUCUAAGCAAGCCCUGAUUGUAGUCUCUUGUGCUUUUGCAAAGUGGGAACCAAGUGUGGGGUUGAGACCGUGUUGUGUUACCUUGACCUUGUGCUGAUGCCAUGUGGUGUGUAGCAGUCAAGGCAUCAGCACUUUGGUUAAGGGAGAGAGGGAAGGAGAGGGCAGGGAGACGUCUACAGGCCACGGGUCUAACGGUUUGUCUGUGUUAUAAAAUCCUUAACCUCUUCAUUUUAUGGGGUCUUUGCCCAGGGUAGCUAGAAUAUUUUGUUGGCAAGAAAAGCAAAAUAAAAAGCUUUAAUAUUAUGUAAAUAUAUUUAAAAGAAGGGGACCCCUCCAUUUUCUCUGAUGUAUUUAGUGAAUCUUUAAAAUUGUUUUUUUGUUAUGUUAGCACUUAAUAACUUUUUUUCACCUGUCUCUUUUCGAUUCAGUUUGUAGAGUGGACUUUGGUCCUUUCCAGUCUAAUGUUUGAGUACUGUUUCCGAUUAGUUGUAUAUUGUAACUGCUCCCUUUGUGUCUCCAAGCAUAAGUUUUUUAAGCCCUUUUGAGAACUUGACAAACAAGUAAAAAGAAAGGAAACCAACCUGAGACACCUCCCCCCCCACCCCGCAUCUCUUGUGAAAUACUGCAGUCAAACAUGAUCAGAGUUCACGCUAGACACAAAGUUGGAUGCACCACAUUUUUUUUCUGAGAUGCUGUGGAGGACUCUUGGCAUUUUCCAGUUACAAUCAAGGUUUGCUUGGGGUUUUAUUUCUGUUACUGGUGUCUCACCCCCCCCCACCUCUGUGUUAAGUCUACAACUAUGUUGAGCAAUAUCUGUCUGUUACUCUUCUGGAGGAAGAAAGUUGGGGUUUUUUCACACUGUGGCACCCAUGGACAUUGGGUUGUAAAAAGGGCACAGACAGCAGGAACAUACAGAAAUGAGAAUGGCAAUGGAAUUGAAUCUAUUGCCAAACUGUUUGUUUAUGGUUUGGUUUAAUCGCUUUUGAAGUUUGAGGCCCCUGUGUUCUUUGUAGGUGGUGGGAAGGGAUGGGUGAGUGAGGAGGAAGAACAGAGGUUAGGCUGAAGGAACAGUGAAGUAAGUAAUUGCAACUACAUAAAUGGAAUUUUUUAAGCCUGGGAAAAAUGCAGUCAGCAGAUGGUGGAGCCUGUAUUUGGCUAUUAGUAAGCCUGGGGUUUCACUUUCCAGCCUCCUGAAAACUAAUUUGCACUUGUACACUCACUGUGCAUCCUAUUGAAUGUUGCUAUUCUCGAUGUCCACUAAAGAGGUGUUAUGUUUUCCAAGGUGCAAAACACAGGCUUGACCUAAAAUCCCACAAGUAUGUAGGCUAUCUGUGAGGGCAACAAAAUCAAAUUAUGGAAGGGAGCAAGAUACCUGAGCUCCUGUGACACCCAGGAAGAGCUCUUGGUUUCUAUGGUCAUCAAUUGCAUCAGCUGUUACCACCACUGCAAGCCCUCCCUCCAGGACCUACACAAAAUCUGCUGGAUCUUAUCUUAUAUAAUUGAGCAUACAUACAUGAGCAUAAUUUAAAGCUGUGCCCUCACAAUCUAGGCAAAGCUCAGAGCACCCUUGGUCUGCACUUGGCCUUCCCCUGUUGGCAGUAUCCAUCUUCAUCCUCCUAGGGCUGAACGUAAACAGCGAUGCUUACAAGCAGUUUUACUGAGAUCAGUGCAAUGCACUACUCUCUUCCUUCCAGCUUCUUUUUAUUUUUUGGUAUCCAAAAUAAAAUUGUAGUCGGUUCAAUUGAUGUGUCUCAGCAUUCUUUUAAAAAAAGGAGAAGAAAAAGAGAAAAAAAAAAAAGAGCAAAACCAUUGUUAGUCUUAUCCAUUGUCUGUGAGAUUUUUUUAUUUAAUGUUCUAAGCCUGGAAUAUUGUUAAAUAAACCAGAAAAAUAAGUUAGUUACUAGAUUAUUUGUCUGAUGUGUGGUCAUAUCUGCAGCACUUUAUGACUUUGAACUCUUCCACGACAGGGGGAGGUUGUAUUCUAAGGAUUUAAAGCUAUGCAUUUAUUUUCCUUUUGAUCCUGUAAGUUAUUUUUUAAAAAUGCUGUACAAAUCUUUUGGAUUAAAAAAAAAAUGAGGAUGAAAAAUGUUGGAAGUUUAGAUGGUUUCUCUCACUUAAA
Messenger RNA from Cyanistes caeruleus (blue tit), 5180 nucleotides. It is a transcript of the gene ZBED1, whose product is annotated as zinc finger BED-type containing 1. NCBI's taxonomy places the organism in Eukaryota, Metazoa, Chordata, Aves, Passeriformes, Paridae. Gene Ontology annotation, cellular component: nucleus. The record is from RefSeq and is a predicted model, not a curated record. Gene Ontology annotation, biological process: regulation of transcription by RNA polymerase II. Gene Ontology annotation, molecular function: protein dimerization activity; DNA binding.